Camellia sinensis is the source of this 546-nucleotide messenger RNA. The record is from RefSeq and is a predicted model, not a curated record. NCBI's taxonomy places the organism in Eukaryota, Viridiplantae, Streptophyta, Magnoliopsida, Ericales, Theaceae.
AUGGGAUGUAUGCUUGUGCCAGAGUCAAAUGAAAAAGCAGAGAAAGCCAUCUACUACUUGAGCAAGAAGAUGCUUGACUACGAGACCUGUUAUACUCCUUUGGAAAAUGCUUGCUUGGCUUUGGUUUGGGCCACCAAGAAGUUGAGACACUAUCUGUUAACUCAUUCAACAAUUCUGUAUGUCACUCGCAAAUCUAUUAACGAAAGGGCCGUGGCAGAAUUUUUGGCUGAUCACCCGAUUGAAGAAAAAGAAGCUAUGGGUUAUUCGUUCCCAGAUGAGGAGGUCAUGCAGAUAAAAGAAGAUACUUGGAAAUUAUACUUUGAUAGAGCGUCUAAUCAAUUUGGCUACGUGAUAGGUGUGUUGCUCAUAGCACUAGAUGAUUCGCAUAUCCAUUUAGCCUUUGAACUCCAAUUUAGAGUAUCCAACAACCAAGCAGAGUAUGACGCCUGUAUUGCUGGAUUGGAAGUAGCUCUAGAACUAGGAGCAAUAAGGUUGGAUGUGAUUGGAGAUUCAAACCUGGUUAUCUCUCAAGCCAAUGGAAAUUGA